Messenger RNA from Onychostoma macrolepis, 2025 nucleotides. It is a transcript of the gene cuedc2, whose product is annotated as CUE domain containing 2. The transcript is spliced from 9 exons. Bases 182 to 1030 code for a protein of 282 amino acids. NCBI's taxonomy places the organism in Eukaryota, Metazoa, Chordata, Actinopteri, Cypriniformes, Cyprinidae. The record is from RefSeq and is a predicted model, not a curated record.
UUAAAGCGGACGUGACGUCAAAGGUUUUGAACCUCAGCGACCGCGCGCAGGGCUAAUGAAUUAGCAAAACAUUUUACGUUUUAUUGCCAGCUUGCCAACGCAAGUUAUCAGUUUUUACGAGCUGGGUUUUUGUUUUGUUUUGUUCUUUGUAUUCUUUUAGCUGUGCGGUUUGAUCCAAAGGAUGGAUCUUCAAAAAAUAAUCCACGACGCGCUGUACGACUUUAUUUUGUCAUAUAUUCCUCAUGCGGAUCUCAGUACUCUAGAUGAUGUGAUUUUGUCCUACAUCACUGGAGUGCUAGAAGAUUUGGGAUCUCAAGAAAGUGUGGAGGAAAACUUUGAUGUAGAGGUGUUUGUUGAAAUGUUGGAGGCAUACAUUCCUGGUUUUUCAGAUAUUGACAGUGUCAAAGUUUGCGAGAUGAUGUUUAAUCUGGCAUCAAAGUUGGCCUCAGCCCGAGACACAGAAUCUGGAGAUUUGAAAAUAGAGGAAGGUAAAUUUCCCCUCUCAGAAAGCUCUUCUUUAGCCCAUGGAGGUUCAAGAGAACCGACACACAACCUCACAUUACAAGCAGAGGGAGCCACAGCUCAGGUUAGUGAAUUAUCGUGGGACACACAGGAGCAACAUCUUCUUGAGAUGUUUCCUAAAUGCAGUGUGACUGAGGCCAGAAGUGCGUUGUCUAUUGCUAAAGGAGACAUGGAGGAAGCUGUUCGUCUCAUUAUUGAGGGAGAUGUCCAGCUUAAGUGCUCAACGUCUCUCAAUGCAAACCAAGGGAAGACUGUUUCUGCUGAAGUUGAUCAGAAACUUAAAGCAAGCAUUUUAGAAAAGUACAUGCUGGUUGAUAGUGAAGAAGACAAGAAAGUGCACAGACCAGUCACUCCAAAAGAUGCUCCUAAGAAACUGGUGCGCUAUCACGGCAGUCAGGUGGUCACCACAAAGGGAGAGCGCUACCAUCUAGUCAAGAAAGAAGAACCGGAUGACAUGAAGAAGACUUACGUUAGUCUCAAACCAGCACGCAAAUAUCGCUUUCAUUGAUGAAAGGCAUCUUGUUGAUGGACCAUUCAAACUCAACCCUCUUUGUUUUUGAUAUUUGUGUCUGGUUAUAUGACUGGAAACAACUGAUUUAGUUUUUAUUUAAAUGUAUCUCAGUCCAAAUGUGUGUCCAUUUACAUACAUGGUGCUGGAGGUUUUGUUUCUUGGGAGUUUUGAUGUUUGAAUUAAUUUGCUGUUCUGUGUAAUCUCCGAGCAGGUCUCUUUUUUCGAGCCCUUAUACGUUACUGUAUUUAUUUUUUAACUACUUUUUUACUAAAACCUUAAGCUAUACCUAAUAACAUGAAGGUGUUUACAUUUGACUGUUUUCUUUAAGCCAAACCCUAUUUUACAGAUCAUUUUACUGAAAGUCAUUGAAAUGUUCUGCUAAGUGGUUGUUUUGUUAUAAAAUCAACCAAUUUAGCUCGUUUUUGGUGGCGGGAAACAGUUGAACAUCAGUCUUUGUAUUUUGCACUUUCUGUUUAUUUUCAUAUACAGAAAUAAAAAGACUCCAUAUAUGUUCCUACAGAGACUAAAGGAUAGCAGGGUCUGAGUGACAAUUGAUUUUAGUUGCAGUUCACAAACAAGGUCUGCCUGUUAAUCUGGGAUUCAGCACCUCAUAUACACUGGACAAGCUUUGGAUAAACCAAACCUUCAUCUGCAUAUUAGCUAGAGUUAGUUUGUCUAUAUUGUGUAGUUGCUUUGCAUAGUUUUAGUGAUGGAUGUGCUUUGUGUUCACUAUUAACAAUUGUAUUGUCAUAUCCACAUUACACCUGUAUUUGAGAUGUGUUUGUGCUUGAUGUACUCCGUUUACAUGUAAACCGUAUUGUCUUUGGCAUAGAAUCACAGUAUCAGCUGUCAACAUUACCAGUCACCUCCACCCAGCUCCACCAUGGCCCUGAAACUGAAGUGCAGUGAUUAGAUUAAAAUAUAUUUACAUUAUUUUUCAAGGACUGAUGGUGUUUUUGAGAGUAACCAGUAAAGAAUUAAUGUUUUAUGAA